This is a messenger RNA of Penicillium bovifimosum, 1059 nucleotides long. RefSeq names its product HNH endonuclease signature motif containing protein. The transcript has a single exon. Lineage: Eukaryota; Fungi; Ascomycota; Eurotiomycetes; Eurotiales; Aspergillaceae. The record is from RefSeq and is a predicted model, not a curated record. The coding region runs from base 1 to 1059 and encodes 352 amino acids.
AUGGAGCGAAAGCUGAGCCCAAGGCUGAGAGCUUAUAUUCCAUCUGGAACGGUGGACAAUACCACUGACUUCUUACGUGACUUCUGCAAGGUACUAACUACUGACGGAAGCAACAAUUUGGUGGAAGAUAUUUUAGCGUGUGAAACCGACGAAGAGCUUCGGCAACUGGUCGAAAGUAUCAGGACUGGUUUAGUAGUACCCAUGCGAGCGCAUGGCGGCAAGACACCUACCGAAGCCACUCCGUCUCCGCGUUCUGGGGUUGAAGAUUCAACCGAGACUCUCAAGGGCCUCAAUAUCGAGCCCAUCACCAGAAACCCCCAGUUGCAACUCCGGCGCCACUGCCUAGAGAGAGAUGGGAAUAAAUGCCUUGCAACGGGGUAUUACAGUUUCGACCACGACCAUCCACCCAACGCACUAACGACCCGUCUUGAAGCUGCUCACAUCAUUCCAUUUGCUCUUGGAUCGUUUCGGGCCAGUGACAGCGAGGUAUUUAAUAGACAUGCGAGUAUCUGGGUCAAUCUGAAGCGAUAUUUUCCAGUUCUUCGUGAGAUGUCCUUCACCUCAGAACAGAUCAAUUCGGAGAAGAACAUGAUGAUGCUAGACCAGCGGUUUCACAAAGAAUUCGGUCAAUUCAACAUCGUUUUUGAAGCAGCCGGCGUGCCUCACCAGUACCGGAUCAAGGCCUUUCCAGGGGCGGUCCCAACAAGUGUACUACGUGAGUUGCCCGAGAACUCGCUCGUCGCUUUCAGGGUCCACAAAGGAAGUUGGGAACUUCCAGACCCCCGAUUUCUCCAAAUCCACGCGUGUAUUGGCAACUUCCUACAUAUGAGUGGCCAGGGGGAGAUCAUCGACAAGAUUCUGAGAGAUUUCGGCGACUGUGGUGGGCUUGCGCCCGAUGGAGGCACCAACCUCGAGGACCUUCUUGCGGUCAGCAGCCUCUCGCUACUAAGAACGAAAGUCAACGAGACGCCCGGUGACCCAAACUCUGCAGAAAAGCAACGUGAGCAACGUCCCCGGGGGAAGCAAGGCUCUGGCACCGGGAAUAAACCAUGGGCAUAG